Molecule: messenger RNA, 4179 nt
Organism: Styela clava
Lineage: Eukaryota; Metazoa; Chordata; Ascidiacea; Stolidobranchia; Styelidae
Source: RefSeq, a predicted model, not a curated record
UUUAUGAACGACAGUAAAGUAACAGCAGAAGAACUAAUUUUCAGCAAUCUCACAAAAGAAGAAAGAGUUCAAGCAAUAGACAUUGCAAAAACUCACCCAGAGGAAGUUUUGUUUAUGCUCGACUCCUUGGAUACUCUUCAAUAUACAGUUGAUGGAGUUUAUGAACUCAUCAGUCUAGAUGAGCCUGCAUAUCCUGAGGUAAUAAUGUGGAAUUUUCUCUCUGAAAAAUUAUUUCCUGGCUGUCGCAUUAUAUCGUCCAGUCGUGAACAUUCCAUCAGAAAUUAUUGGGGAGAAGUUCGACCAGACAAGGUCAUUGCACUUGCUGGAUUAACAAUGGACUCCAUCAAGGAAAUAAUUUCUGGAUAUGAAGGAAAUGAAGAAGCCGAGAAAAUAAUAGAAUUUCUCAAAAUCAAAGCUCCAUUACUCUUCUUACUGUGCACUACCCCUGUGAUGCUGGUUUACACGCUGAUAGCAUUAAAAUUCAAAUCUGACUUCAAACCAAACACCAUGAGUGGUAUUAUGAUUGUGGUCAUGCAAAGUAUCUUACGAUCCCCCCACACUCACCAAGAGAAUAUUUUUGAAGUUUUGGACAAAUUAAAAGAACUAUCAUACAUUGGGACAGUAGAACGUCGAGUUCUAUUUACAGAAGCAGAUUUUCGUCGAGUUCAUCUAAAACCGGAAGAGGCAACCGAUUUAGCAAUUCUGGCUCCUGGAGGAAUGUAUCGUAAACUCUUUCAAGGAAUCCAUCUUCUUUACUUUCAACAUCAAAGUAUUCAAGAAAUGCUCACAUCUUUCUAUAUUCUUGGACUGGAUUUAAAAUCUUUUAAGGAGUUCGUGGAUAUACAUCUUCAUACCGGUCACUUUGUUUUCGUCAAAAAAAUGAUCUGUGGAUUUUUAUUGAAUCCAACAGUUUAUGAAGCAGCUGGAAUUUUACUUGAAGAAAUUCAGGAUCUUGAAGAAAAACGAGAUAUUUUCAAGAAAAGUCUGCAAUCACAACUCAAACAAAUAUCAAACAAAUCAGAUCUUUUGAAACUUUUCACUACAUUGAACGAAGCCAAGAAUGGAAUGAGUGACAUUGUCAAAUCAUCUCUUGACAAAAUUGACAUGGGUUGGCAUCCUCUCUCAAUCAGUGAUGUUCAUGUCAUUGGAUGUGAUCUCAAGUCAGCCUCACUUCAAACCAUGGCAUCUGAAUUGAAAGGAUCUAAUGUGAAGAUCAAGCAGUUGUGGCUGAAUAGAAACACAAACAUGGGAGUUGGAGGUUUAUCAUCAGUCGGACAAAUACUUUCCAAUCAAUCUUGUGUUGAAGAGUUGAGACUUCGCAAAUGUAACCUGUCAUUAGAUCAACUACAAGCUUUAAAAUCAUCCUUGGGCAGCACAGAGAUUGAUCGGUUGAAUCUGAAUGAAGAUCGAACUGCAAACCAUGAAGAUAUUGUUGCAGUUGCAAAUCUGCUUCCUAAUGUUACAAAGAAUUUGUGGUUGCAAGAAUGGAAAAUAGCAGAUGAAGAUAAAGAAAUAUUGCAGAAUCAAUUGAAUGAAAUCGGAUCUGAGGUACUAAGAAUUCAGUUGGAUGAAUCCAUUCUCAAAAGUCAAAGGAAGUCAGCAGAUGCUACAACCAAUGUUUUUUCUAAACAACUUCCAACCACAACUUCAAAAGCUGAAUUUAGAUCACCAUAUGCAGACAGUUUUGAAAAUACUGGAGAAAAUGUAGCGACUUUACAAGAAGUAGGAAGCCCCAGAAGUGAACUCCCACUGUCUGAAGAAGAAGCAGAACAACCAGAUAAAGAAGUAACGGAAGAACUUGCAAAGCCAACUCAACAUACUUUGCCGCAAAUUGAAAAUGUUUCGUCUCAAAGAAGUGGAUCCGACAUUCUCUUGACUUGGAAUGAAGUACCUGACAGAAACGUUCUAUACAACAUAGAAAUCUUCUGCGAUGAUGUUAAACUUGGAGAGACUCACACUACAGAGGUUCCUCAGUAUAGAAUGAAGUCACCUAAACUUGGUAAAAAAUAUCGUUUUCAAGUCUGGGCCAAAGAUGAAUUGGGAAACUCUGGCAUCAAAACACAGUCAAAGAAUGUUAUCAAAUUCGUAAACAUUGAAGUUGCUGGUGGCUCCAUGAGACUGAACGAAUGCAAAGUCACGUUUCCUAGUGGAACUUUCAACAAACGAACAAAGGUAUGGCUGUCGGUUGGAAUAGACAAUUCAAUAUGCCCCAAAGAAUACAUUGGUAUCACACCUUUUUUCGAUAUCAGUGCAGAUUCCAAAUUUUUCAAAGAUGCGAUCGUGCAAAUCAAGUCAUGGUGCGUCAGUCUGGAAAAAGACAAAAUUGACAUAUUACAUUUCUCAAGUAAAACUGACUGGGACAUUAUUAUUCCUGAUCGAAUCACAGAGGAUAACAGCAUAGAAUUUCGAUGUAGAAAGUUUAGUCUAUUCACUGUCGCCAUCAAGUGGUUAAAAUGGCUAAUUGGCAAACAACAGGUCAUUGUGGAUAACUGUCUCUAUAUUUCAAACAAAAAUGACUUUUAUUUCACAUUUUAUGGCCAAUGUGAGACUGUUGAAACAAGAAUCAGAUCCCAUUUCAGAGAACUAGGGGCACGUCUUGCUCCAAUUUGGUUCAAUCCAAUCCCUUUGGAAACUGGUGACAAACUUCGCCUCGAGUUACAGAUUGAUCGGGGACGAGAAGGUUUACAAUUCAAUAUGCGCCACGGACAAUUCGAUUGUAACGACGCAUUUCUAACAUCCCAGAGACAUAAAUUAAAAUACCGUCUUCUUCCUAAUUUGCAAGAAUAUCCUGAAAGACUCAUCAUUUGCAGAGUUUUGAAAAAUGACGUUUUGCAUGAAAUGCAAGACUUUGAUUUCCCAUUACCACCCGCAGAGGGAGGAGGACCUCCACCUGUCAACUUUGCUGGAGCAAAUAUUGGAAAUGUGAAUCUACCGGGAAAUCAUAACAAUCAGCAAAUGGGGCAAAAUGAACAAAGACAACCUGGUGCAGUUGGUGGAAACCAAGCAAGAGAACCACAAUUGAAUGAACCACUACAACAUGAAAGUGAUAACGAUUCUGAUGAUCUUUGCUGAAAACUCCUUCAAAAACAUGAGAAGUUUCCUUGACUGAACACAUGAGACAAUGCUAAAAUACAAAUGACGCAUGGGCAUGUCGCGUAACGUUAAACUAAAGAGUCAUAUUCGACUUUUAAUUACUCCAACAACCUUGGACUGAAUGCCGAAUGAUCCUGCAGUUCAUACCCCUUAUCCUGGAACAUAUUAUGGACAUGCACAUGUAGUAAAGGGAUUAAAUAUUGAAAAAAUUAACUCACAAAGACUGUUCUCUAAAUAGUCAAAUUUUUCAGUAAUAAUAGAAUUUAAGCAAAAAUUUUAUAAACCAUUUUCAUGUGAAAAGUUGAGAGUAGCAAAUCAGUUCAUCAUUGUAGGUUCAUAGGCUUGUAUUGCGGAGACGUAUAAACUGACUCUUGGUGAUAUGUGCCAUUCUGUCACAGUGACGAUUUCUGCAAAUUCUCUCGCUUACACUAAGUCCUCACUAGAUUUGACCCCAUAAGCUCACAACGAUAAUCUUUGAAUGAGUGUUUUGGGCAGCCAUUACAACAGCCAUACAACCCGAAGUUUCUGUACCAGAGCAUUUUACCUUUGCUUUACUUCGCCUCACUUGAUCCCCACAUUGGUACGAAUAAUUCUGGAGCGCCCAAUAUUUACCGUAAUAAUUUACAGCAUUUUGUGAAAUUCUGCACCAAAUCCUGAUUUGCAUGUCUUUUCAUUUGUUCCAUACAAGUCCUUGUCAUCUGAUAAAUUUGAAAAUUAGGCUGAGUGCAGCAUGCUUUAGCUUUUUAUGUACAAUUUUCAGUGAGCCACAACAAACUCACUUUAAGCUUUUCCAGAACAUUAUGUGUAUUGUUUUUAUAUCGACCAGAUUAAGAAGUUUUUAUGCAAUUACAAUUUUGAUGGCAUAUAUCAAUGAUGAAUUCUAGUUAUAUUAUAAUGGUGAUACAUGUUAAAAUGACAAGCAAUGCUUAUUGCGAAUUUCCAUUUUUUGUUUUGUGAACAUCAGCUUUUUAAAUUUUCAUGCACUGUACAUUUUUUGUUUAUCAUGAUUGACAACUGCUGUACCUAGGUUUUCUCUAUAAUUACGUGUGUUUCUCCACGUGAAAAAAAAAAUAGCCAAAAAAAAAA